CUAUUUCAGUAUUUCGAAAUUUGCAAUACUUCCAGUCGUUGCGUUAUCAAAAUGUUACAUCGAGAUUUUUGUAUUUUUCCAGCAAACUUAUCUUCAUUUGCGUUUAAAUUUCUCGGUGUAUCGGCAAAGUGAACUUGUUUUGAUAAGUGCGGUUAUUAUAUUUUUGUCCUAAACUCUAUAGUGGCGUUAUUAUAAUUUUUUUGAACGAUUUUUGACAAUGAAGAAGUCAAUCAAACUGGAAAAAAUGUCUUCAGACGAAAGCGAAAAAUUAAACGGAAACAAGGAGUUUAAUAUAGUCUACAAGAAAGAUGCCAUGGAAACAGAUACUUUCUAUUUAGUGCACGUGGUAUUUUUGGUAUUUGGAAUCAUGCAUUUAUUACCGGUAUCCUUUUUCGUAACAGCUAAUGAUUAUUGGAUGUAUAAGUUUAGAAACGUCACGUUGGACACGAAAGAUCCAAACUACAGAUCGGCACUUCAGUCAAAUUUUUCGUCAGGAAGUAUGGUAGCGCAAUCUGUACCGACGGUGAUAUGCAUGAUUCUAGCGAUGGUGUUUGCUUAUAAAAUACGAGUGAAAAUAAGGAUAAUGUCGUCCUUGUACGUCUUGGCUGCAUGUUUCGUCGUGUCCACGUGUUUUAUUAAAAUUAACACGGAUAAAUGGCAAGCUGGAUUCUUUGCCUUUACGAUGACCACAUUAGCUGUAAUGAAUGGAAUACUGGCUUUAUUCCAGGUGAGUUCUUUGGCAUUAUUGUCGAAAUUUCCUCCCAUCUAUAUGAAGACGUUUCUCAUAGGACAAGGUGUCGGCGGAAUCUUCUGUUCGGCUCUUCAAGUGGUCGCUUUGAUAGUUGGGACGUCAUCUGAAGCUUCUGCGCUCAUUUACUUUCUAGUUGGGACUUUGUUGACAGCGGUAACUUUGAUUUUAUACCACGUCGUUCAUCAUCAAGAUUUUUACAAUGUAAUCAUCGAGAGCAAUCAGGAGGACACCAAAAGGGAUCUGAUCAGUUUCAGGGAAGUGAAUGAUAUAUCUGGUAAGAUUUGGUCAAGUUUGGUUAUGGUUAUAGCUGGUGCUCUGGCUUACGUUCCGACGCAUCCAUCAAUUGCUGCAUUGGUUGUAUCUGAGUAUAAAACUGAUUGGACUGAAAAGUAUUUUGUAGCUGUAGUUACGUUUUUGUUCAGUGACAUUUGCUGUGUAAUUGGAAGAGUUUUGGCGACAACCAUAAAAAAGAAACCUCACCAUUCAGUUUUGGCCGGUAUGUCAGUAAUACGAAUGAUUAUGUUCGUUCCGUUGUUCAUGUUUUGCAACGCUCUGCCCAGAGCACAUUUGUCCGUAUGGUUCCCGCACGAUUGGCAGUACGUCAUCAUUUUGGGCAGUUUUAUGAUAUCGAGCGGAUACUUUUUCAAUAUGGCAUUUUUAAAUGUAAUUAGGUUAGCUCCAGAGGCUGAAGAGACGUCGUACUUAAUAAUGCAGACUGUUAUUGGGAUAGUUGGAGCAGUAUUCUCACCUUUAGGAGUUUUAUGCGUUAAUUUAUUAUAGAAUAUAUUUUUUCAUUUGUAAAUAAUUAUAGAAUCACUUAUUUAAAUUUAGGUAAUUUAAGAGUAAUCUAAUUUAUACAUUUUUUUUUAGUAAAAUUGUUUCUUUUUUAAAAUAGGUUUUUGUAAAUAUUUAUUUAAUUUUGCAGUAAUUUUUAUAAAAGCUUAAAAUUUAUUAUUUUUAUUUCUUUAUUAAGAGGAUAUGUAGAAAAAGGAAUUAUCAAUCAUUGACAGUUAUUAAAAAUACAUAAUUAUAAAUAUUAUUAUAAUUAAAAAAAAAUAUCACAACUUGUUAUGACGACUGAGAACGGUUUGAAGGUCGUUAUUAAAAAAAGGUCAACACUAUAUCUCAAAAUACUGGAAUUUCGGUCUGUUCUUUAUCCAUGAUAUCGUCAUCUAAGGACAUGAGAUACAUGAACGUAAAAUAAAGAGCCGGAGCACUCAAUAGAUGCCACACGUCGUGCUUAUCGAAAAAUUUUAAUAAAAGACACUCUUGGUUCCAUUGACGGGAUUCGGCUGGCGUCACCUGAAAUUUUUUUUUAUUAUUAAGGGUUUUCUUCCAUAAUUUCAGCACAAAAUUCAUAUAUAAUACACAGAGUGGUCAAAUAUAAGAGGUAAAUGUCUGAACGGCCUAUUGUACAGAUCCUAUCGAAGAGAACCUGAUAAAAUACCUGUAAAUACCUCUAAUUUUAGAACGCACUGUAUAAUAUAUAACCUCAACUACUAUAAAAAUAAUUACUCACAGUCCAAAGUGUCGCUGCAUCUAAGAAAUAUAUACUAGACCACGACCAAGUUGCUAUACUCAAAAGUCCAUAACAAAUAGCUUCAAAGCAUACUCUCUCUUUGUUUAUCAGCUAUAAUGAAUUCAAUAAUAAUUUUACAGGAUGUUCGGAAAUACCGUCCGAAUAAUUUCAGAAAACAUGAAAAUUUUUUCAUAUGCAAGGCAUAGUUAUGAAUAUACAGGUACAAGUCCAGAUCCUUGGGUGUAUGCCUCCUAAAUGUACCGCAUCUCUAGAUAAUUUUUAAUAUUUUGACUAAUCCUUAACGUUGACGUUAUAAACUCCUGUACCUGUAGAGGAGUAAAUAGUAAAAUUUGGGUAUGUUCCAACACAGUACAAAUCAUGCGCUGUGUACAGUUUUUGCAUAGAGCGUACGAUUUGUACCGUAAUAUCGGUUUCGCCUGUGUUGGAACAAAUAGAUUGUUCCGAAUUAGAACUCGGAAAAAUAAUACAGUUUUUCUAACUUUUAACUUAGAAAAAUAGAUGUUUUUCCGACUAGGAACUCAGGAAAAUAGAUUAUUCCGACUUAGAACUCAGAAAAAUAGAUUAUUUUGAUUUAGAACUAGGAAAAAUCGAUUUUUUUUUGACUAAGAAGUCAGAAAAAACAGAAUAUUCCGACUUGGAACUCGGAAAAAUGUAUUAUUUCGACUUACAAAUCGAUAAAAUCAAUUUUUUUCUGACUUGUGACUUAGAAAAAUAAUUUUUUUCGACUAAAAACUUGGAAAAAUAGUUUAUUUCGAUUUGAAACUCCGAAAAAUCGAUUUGUCCGAUUUGGAAUUAGCAAAAAUAGAUUAGGACUCGGAAAAAUUGGAUUAUUCUUAUUUAGAAUUUGAAAAAAGCGAUUUCUCCGACUGUGAAUUCUAAAAAAUAAAUCAUUCCGACAUAGAACUCGGAAAAAUCGAUUUUUGUAACUUGUAACAUAGAAAAAUAAAUUUGUUUCGAGUAAGAACUCGGAAAAAUACAUUAAUCCGAAAUAGAAAUUCGAAAAAUCGUUUUGUUUGAUUUAGACUUUGAAAAAAUAGAUUAUUCCGACUUAGAACUUGGAAAAAUUUGAUUAUUCCGACUUAGAAUUUAGAAAAAUUGGUUUCUUCGACUUGUAAUUCGGAAAAAUAGAUCAUUCCGACUUAUAACUUGGAAAAAUAGAUUAUUCCGACAUAGAACUAGGAAAAAUCGAUUUUUGUAACUUGUAACAUAGAAAAAUAGAUUUGUUUCGACUAAGAACACGGAAAAAUAGAUUAUUCCGAAAUAUAACUCCGAAAAAUCGUUUUGUUUGAUUAAGAACUCGGAAAAAUGGAUUAUUCCGACUUAAAUCUCUGAAAAAUCGAUUUAUCUGACUUGGAAUUCGUAAAAAUAGAUUAUUCAAAUUUUGAACUCGGAAAAAUUUAUUAUUCCAACUUGGAACUCGGAAAAAUAGAUUAUUACGACUUAGAACUCCAAAAACAUAGAUUAUUUCGACUUAGAAUUAGAAAAAAUAGAUUAUUUUGACUUACUCGUAAAAAUAGAUUAUUCCAAUUUUGAAUUCGGAAAAAUUGAUUAUUCUGACUUAGGACUCGGAAACAUAUUUUUACAGUCUUGAAAUUAAAAAAAAUGAUUUUUCCGACUAAGAACUUGGAAAAAAUGGAUUAUUUCGACAUCAAACUGGGAAAAAAUAGAUUAUUCCGAUAUAGAACUCGUAAAAUCGAUAUUUUCUGACUUGUAACUUAGAAAAAUCGACUUGAUCGAUUUGGAACUCUGAAAAAUAGAUUAUUUCGAUUUAGAACUUGGAAAAUAUAGAUUUUUCCGAUUUACAACUUGGAAAAAUAGAUUAUUCCGAUUUAGAACUCGUAAAAAUCAAUUUAUCUGACUUUGAACUCGUAAAAAUAGAGUAUUUCAAUUUUAAACUCUGAAAAAUUGAUUAUUCCGAUUUAGGACUCGGAAAACUUAUUUUUACUGACUUGUAACUUAGAAAAAUAGAUUUUUCCGACUAAGAACUCGGAAAAAUAGAUUAUUUCGACUUAAAAGUAGUAAAAAUCGAUAUUUUCUGACAUGUAAUUUAGAAAAAUCGAUUUGUUGGAUUUGGAACUCUUAAAAAUAGAUUAUUUCGAUUUAAAACUCGGAAAAUCGAUUUAUUUGAUUUGGAACUCUGAAAAAUAGAUUAUUCCGUCUUAGGAUUCGGAAAAUUAGAUUAUUUCGACUUAGAACUUGGAAAAAAUAGAUGUUUCCGAUUUGCAACUUGAAAAAAGAGAUUAUUCCGAUGUAGAACCCCGGAAACUUAUUUUUACAGACUUGUAACUUAGAAAAAUAGAUUUUUUCCGACAAAGAAUUUGGAAAAAUAGAUUAUUUUGACUUAGAACUUAGAAAAAUUUUUUUUCCGAUUUAAAAGUAGGUCAUUCCGAUUUUGAACUCGUAAAAUUCAAUAUUUUCUGACUUGUAACUUAGAAAAAUCGAUUUAGAAUCGAUUUGGAACUCUGAAAAAUAGAUUAUUCUGUCUUAGAACUGUAAAAAAUUGAUUUUUUUGACUUGUAACUUAGAAAAAUUGAUUUUUAGAGCUUUUCUGACUAAUAAAUUAUUUCGACAAACAAAAUAUUUUUUUCACUAAUCUAUAAUCAAUAGGGUGUCAAACGGUCGCGUGCAAUGACCUAAAUGUCCCGUACCUUUAGAUAAGUUUUCAUAUUUUGACUAUUUACCGUUAACGUUACAAGAAUAAAUAUUAUAACAUGAAUAAACAUGCAAAUAAAAUUUCAAGUGCAAAAUCGUAUACCGUUUAUAUUUUUCACAAUAUUUCCUUCUUUCUGUACUUCUGUACCUGUAACUUAAUAUAUGUCUUUGCAGGCUUUCAUGUGAUCAUCAUUAGAAAUGUUGUGAAAUUCAUACAAGAAACAAAAUAUUGAAUAGCACUCAGAUAAAAGGUAAAUCUCUCAUUUAUUACCGAAGACAUCGUGUGAACAAGAAUAGAUAGCUGUUUUGAAUUGCUGGAAGGACAAUGCGAGAACAAUUCAAGAAACAAAAAUGUUUUUAGUUUAAUACGAAAAACAAAAUCUUGCACAUUUUUUUGUCAAUACUAUUCCUAGACUUCAUAAUUUUAACCUAAUAGGAUAUUUAAGAUAUUUAUAAGAAAAUUGAUUCUUUUUUAAAUUCGACGCCUUUAAUUUUGAAAAUUAUGCAUUUUCAGACCCAGGUUCGUAUGAAAAAAUUUUCAUGUUUUCUUAUGUAGAAUCCGGAUACCAAAUAAUAAAAUAUUUUCAGUAAGAGAUCAAUUGGUAUCUCGAUUAAAAGACUAUUUUAAUAAAAAAAUUAAAUACCUUCAUGCAAGUGUAGAAAAUGGCAUGUAUUACACCGUUACCCAUCAGCAAAGCUAAAAGAAAUGUACCAAAAUCAGUGACAUUUUCAUUAUACAACCACAGACCAAUUAUGAGCAUCGAAUAGUUGGCAAUGUUUGCUAUCAGCAAUAGCACGAAUCUGGCUGGAAUCAAAAUACAUUUUACACACAUGAAUUUAUUAUAAAAAAAUCUAAUCAUUAUGAUUCCUUACUUUUCCUAAUUGGUUUUAACGACUCGAAGCAAAAUCCAUGAUCGUUGAUGCAAUUCUUAAACUGUUCCAAUCCGUCUAUAACGUAAUUCAAAAAAUAAAUUUUGAACGAUAAACCCACCACUAGAAGCGUGUAGCACACCACAAAGAUUACCCAUAUAGCUAGGUUUCCGUUUAGAAUACCUAUCAUAG
Molecule: messenger RNA, 6005 nt
Organism: Psylliodes chrysocephalus
Lineage: Eukaryota; Metazoa; Arthropoda; Insecta; Coleoptera; Chrysomelidae
Source: the annotation of a GenBank genome assembly